AUGGCAGCUGAUGCACAAGACCCAACAACAUCAACAUCCAGUACGGAUCGGAGUGAAGACGCGAGCAACGUUCAGGAAUCCUCGGGACAACCGAAACCGAAAUAUGGGACAACUAAAUCGCAAGUCGGGAAGCUAUGGGAUGCUUUCGGGAACCCCGAAGAGCCCGUAAAUAUGUUGCCUGGGGCGGGCUCUACUGCGUCUGGAAAUAACUCGAAGGAUGUUACUGUCACGGAAGCUGUGAAGUCAAUAUCACUUAAAGACGCAACAUCGUUUUACAAAGCACCUUGUGCUCGAGACUCCUUACUGUUGGGGAUUGGGGCUGGAUUUGGCAUUGGCGGGGUGAGGGGAGUGUUAGGAGGACUGCGCUCCAUGUGGACGGCUUGUAACUGGGCUGUUGGCGCAUUUGCCCUCACUUCUCUCGCAGCUCAUGAAUUUUGCCAACGACGUCGGGUGCAGGAAUUGGAUGGGAUGAAACAAGCUGUUGAGAUGAUGAAAGAGUUGAAGCUCAAAAAGCAAAGGGAAAAGGAAAAAAAGGCCGAGGAGGCCGCACGUUUGGCUGAGGAAGAAGAAAAGAAACGGAGGAGCUGGGCGAAUUUAUCGAAUUAUAAAUUCUGGUAG
Messenger RNA from Aspergillus tanneri, 618 nucleotides. RefSeq names its product COX20 family protein. The coding region runs from base 1 to 618 and encodes 205 amino acids. NCBI's taxonomy places the organism in Eukaryota, Fungi, Ascomycota, Eurotiomycetes, Eurotiales, Aspergillaceae. The record is from RefSeq and is a predicted model, not a curated record. Gene Ontology annotation, biological process: mitochondrial respiratory chain complex IV assembly. The transcript is spliced from 2 exons. Gene Ontology annotation, cellular component: mitochondrial inner membrane; mitochondrion.